AUGGCCUUAACCCUUCGUUCUUCUACUUCUUUUAUUAACAUAAAAGAUAGCAGUAGUCUCAAAACUCCUGAUGAAUUCUCCGGCAUGGUUUGUUUUGCUCAGUUCAAACCAUCAUGCCGGCUCCGGGCGAAAAGUUCAAUGCAACAAGAAACUCAGGUCUGGCGUGAUCAGAUUACGACUUCCUUUCCUUCUUCUUCGGUUCUAGAUGGAAGGAGAGGCACAGAGCAAAGAGAAAAGCUUCAUGGAUUAGUAUCUUCUCACGGCCCGAGUAGUGCUUCUUCAAGGGUUCCUGUUUUUGUGAUGCUACCACUUGAUACAAUAUCAAUUGGGGGGAACUUGAACAAACCAAGAGCCAUGAAUGCAAGUUUGAUGGCUCUGAAAAGCGCUGGAGUUGAAGGUGUAAUGGUUGAUGCUUGGUGGGGAUUGGUUGAGAAAGAUGGUCCCUUGAAGUAUAACUGGGAAGGUUAUGCUGAGCUCUUGAAGAUGGUUCAAAAGCAUGGCUUGAAGCUCCAAGCUGUUAUGUCUUUCCAUCAAUGUGGAGGAAAUGUUGGAGAUUCCUGCAGCAUUCCAUUGCCCCCAUGGGUUCUAGAAGAAAUAAGCAAGAAUCCAGAUCUUGUCUACACAGACCGAUCGGGCAGGAGGAACCCUGAAUACAUAUCACUGGGUUGCGAUUCUAUACCAGUGCUCAGAGGAAGAACACCUGUUCAGGUCUACUCAGACUACAUGAAAAGUUUCAGAGAUAGAUUCAGGGAGUACUUAGGAGAUGUCAUAGUGGAAAUUCAAGUUGGGAUGGGUCCGUGUGGAGAGCUAAGAUACCCAUCUUAUCCAGAAAGUAAUGGAACCUGGAGGUUUCCUGGAAUUGGAGAAUUUCAAUGCUAUGACAAGUACAUGAGAUCUUCCCUACAAGCAUCAGCAGAGGCGAUUGGGAAGACCGACUGGGGCCGAGGCGGGCCUCAUGAUGCCGGCCAGUACAAUCAAUUCCCUGAAGACACUGGAUUUUUCAGGUGGGAUGGAACAUGGAAAAGUGAAUAUGGAGACUUUUUCCUGGAAUGGUAUUCUGCUAAACUAUUGGAGCAUGGUGAUAGAAUUCUAGCAGCAGCUGAAGGGAUAUUCAGAGGUACCGGAGCUAAACUAUCUGGGAAGGUAGCAGGGAUUCAUUGGCACUACAAAACUAGAUCACACGCAGCAGAAUUAACAGCAGGAUACUACAACACGAGACAGCGAGAUGGUUACCUACCGAUAGCACAAAUGAUGGGUAAACAUGGUGUUGUCCUCAAUUUCACAUGUAUGGAAAUGAGAGACGAACAACAGCCUGAAUCAGCAAGUUGUUCGCCGGAAGGGUUAGUAAGGCAAGUAAAGACUGCAACCAGCACAGCUGGAAUAGAACUUGCUGGAGAAAAUGCUCUGGAAAGAUAUGAUUCUGGAGCAUUCUCCCAAGUAGUGGCAACAAGUAGAUCACAGUCCGGAAAUGGAUUGAGUGCGUUCACAUACUUGAGGAUGAACAAGAGUUUGUUUGAACCAGAAAACUGGAGAAAUUUUGUGGAGUUUGUAAAGAGCAUGUCUGAAGGAGGUAGACACACAAGGCUCCCAGAGAGUGAUUCCAGCCGGACAGAAUUAUAUGUUCGAUUCGUCACAGCAAAGGGUGAGACGAAGAAGAUUAAUGAAGCUGCCCUUGUGUAA
Molecule: messenger RNA, 1680 nt
Organism: Oldenlandia corymbosa var. corymbosa
Lineage: Eukaryota; Viridiplantae; Streptophyta; Magnoliopsida; Gentianales; Rubiaceae
Source: the annotation of a GenBank genome assembly